This is a messenger RNA of Osmia lignaria (orchard mason bee), 592 nucleotides long. RefSeq lists its product as uncharacterized. The record is from RefSeq and is a predicted model, not a curated record. NCBI's taxonomy places the organism in Eukaryota, Metazoa, Arthropoda, Insecta, Hymenoptera, Megachilidae.
CCUCGAUCCGCCUACAAAAUUUCAGUGAAUUCAGGAAAAUCCACGCGAUAUGGAUCCUUUGAAAUUACGUGUGUACACCGAGAGAUUCGAGAAAGAAAAAAAAUACAUAAAGCUACAAGAAGAAUUCGUCGCGAUCGCGAAGAGUCAACCUUUGACCGGGAAAUUUUACGCAAAACACGACGUCAUACCGGCGUCCGAAGUACAACAAGAGUACGUCGAUUUAAUUACAAAACGUCUGAUCUCGGUGCCAACGGAUAUCUAUCAGUUUAGGCCGCCGUCUGUGAACAUGGAAUACGGCUGGUUCUCGAAGCCCCUGAUACCUCGAACGAGGGAUCCAAGGUUACACUUCCCCAGGCAACAAGCGGAAUUCAUCGUUAACGAGAUUCUGAUACGACGCAGUCAACGAGGUUUACCGGUUGAAAAAUUCACCGGAAUACCCUUCAAAGUAUAAAGCUUUAUUUAUUUAUACGGGAGAAACCCUUUACGUACGGCUGAACAAUAAUAGAAUCUAUGAAAAGUAACGAUCAGGAGCACCGAGAAUCGAAGCCAAGACUUACGCUUAUAACGAUGAUCGUUAAGAAUUAUGAAUAGC